AUGGCGGCAGCUUCAGCAAGUCGAGGAGUCGUGGUGACCCUGGGCCUAUGUGAGAUUCACAUUCAUUUAAGCCAGUGCUCACCCACCAGCCAGGGCAUCAGGGACUUCACUGAGAAACAUUAUGUGGAGUUGAAGAAGGUGAAUCCCAAUCCGCCCAUCCUAAUUCACGAAUGCUGGGACGUGCAGCUCAAGCUCUGGUCCCACUACACAUUUAGUCAAGAGAAGAACGUCUCUUUGAACAACUUCAAUGCCGAUCAGGUAACCAGAACCCUGGAAAAUAUUCUAGGUGGCAAAGCCUGA
Messenger RNA from Carlito syrichta (Philippine tarsier), 300 nucleotides. Its product is annotated as NADH dehydrogenase [ubiquinone] 1 alpha subcomplex subunit 2-like. Bases 1 to 300 code for a protein of 99 amino acids. The record is from RefSeq and is a predicted model, not a curated record. The transcript has a single exon. NCBI's taxonomy places the organism in Eukaryota, Metazoa, Chordata, Mammalia, Primates, Tarsiidae.